This is a messenger RNA of Scophthalmus maximus (turbot), 10982 nucleotides long. RefSeq names its product laminin, alpha 2 (gene lama2). The transcript has 75 exons. NCBI's taxonomy places the organism in Eukaryota, Metazoa, Chordata, Actinopteri, Pleuronectiformes, Scophthalmidae. The coding region runs from base 141 to 9950 and encodes 3269 amino acids. Gene Ontology annotation, molecular function: signaling receptor binding; extracellular matrix structural constituent. The record is from RefSeq and is a predicted model, not a curated record. Gene Ontology annotation, biological process: axon guidance; regulation of embryonic development; regulation of cell migration. Gene Ontology annotation, cellular component: basement membrane.
GUGGGGGGGAGUUUUCAAGUCAACUCCUGGGAAACUUGCCUCUCUGGCAUCAGACUCAACACACUCGACCCGCAGCGCGCGGUGCCACCGACGCCAACGAGACGUUCGCUUCUUUUUCUUUUUGGAGCAUUGCGCAACAGAUGACGCGACUCCUCUUCACCGCGCUGUUCAGCGCCGCGUUGCUAUGGCAGUGGUGCCGCGGCCAACAGAGAGGACUGUUUCCGGCUGUGCUGAACCUGGCGUCCAUGGCAGACAUCGCGGCCAAUGCCACCUGCGGCCUAACGGGUCCGGAGAUGUAUUGUAAGUUGGUGGAGCAUGUCCCGGGCCAGCCUGUUAGAAACCCUCAGUGUCGCACCUGCAACCAGAGGAGCAUUAAACCGUUUGAGCAUCAUCCCAUAGAUUAUGCCAUAGAUGGGACCAACCGUUGGUGGCAAAGUCCCUCCAUCAAGAAUGGGAUGGAGUACCACCAUGUGACCAUCACACUCGACCUAAAACAGGUUUUCCAGAUUGCCUAUGUGAUUGUCAAGGCAGCCAACUCACCUCGCCCGGGUAACUGGGUUUUAGAGCGUUCGAUAGACGGCGUGACCUUCGAUCCCUGGCAGUACUACGCCAUGACAGACACAGAGUGCCUGACGCGGUUCAACAUGAAUCCACGGACGGGUCCUCCGGUGUACACCAGAGACGAUGAAGUCAUCUGCACGUCCUUUUAUUCAAAGGUUCACCCCCUGGAGAACGGAGAGAUCCACGCGUCUUUGAUCAACGGACGUCCCAGCGCAGACGACCCCUCCCCGACCCUGCUCAACUUCACCUCCGCCCGCUACAUCAGGCUGGUGUUCCAGCGAAUCCGAACGCUGAACGCCGAUCUCAUGACUCUGACAGUCCGCGACCCCAAAGAUGUGGACCCCAUCGUGACAAGACGGUACUACUACUCCAUUAAGGACAUUUCAGUUGGAGGGAUGUGCAUCUGCUACGGCCACGCUAAAGCCUGCCCACUCAACACUGACACCAAGAAGUUCAGCUGCGAGUGUGAACACAACACUUGCGGGGAGAGCUGCGAUCAUUGUUGCCCUGGUUACCACCAGCAGCCCUGGAUGGCGGGAACGUUCCUCACUCGACACAUCUGUGAAAAGUGUAACUGCCACGGUAAGGCGGACGAGUGCUACUUUAAUCACACGGUGGCAGACUCGUCGCUCAGCCUGGACGUCCACGGCAAAUACAGAGGGGGCGGGGUCUGCAUCGGUUGCCGUGACAACACAGCGGGCAUCAACUGUCAGACCUGCGUUGCCGGAUACUACAGACCUGCCGGGGUGAGAGCGGAGGAGGAGAGCCCCUGCAUCCCCUGCUCAUGUGACCCACACGGAUCUGUCAGCCAAUCAUGUGUCGCAGACUCAAGCCAGGAUACGCCCUCCCAGCCAGCAGGGUCGUGCUGGUGUAAGGAGGGUUUUGGGGGACCACGAUGUGACAGGUGUGCGGUCGGUUAUAUGGGCUACCUGUCCUGUCAGCCCUGUAACUGCAGUGUGGAAGGGAGCACAAACGAUGACCCGUGCGUAACACCCUGCACGUGCAAGGAAAAUGUGGAGGGGGAAAAUUGCGACCGCUGCAAACUGGGAUUCUACAAUCUCCGAGGCGACAAUCGACGUGGCUGCGAAAAGUGCUCGUGUAUGGGUGUUGCCAGUCAGUGCUCGGCCUCCGCCUGGACCUAUCAGAAUGAGACCACACUGACCGGCUGGCACCUGGUCGGAGACACGGGAGGGAGAGUCUGGUCUGUGCACAGGGAGACGCCGCCCUAUCUGAGCGUCCGGCACUCGGACGUCGUGAACGAUCUCGGGUCGGCCUUUUACUGGAACGCACCUGCACUGUACCUGGGAAACAAGCUUAAAGCCUAUGGAGGGAGUGUGGUCUACACUGUGUCCUACACGACAGACCGACAAGGGCAAGUGGCAAUUAGAGUGACCUCAGAACCGGACCUAGUUAUAGAGGGCGGAGGGAUGAAGAUCGUGGACGGAAGGUUCGGCCAGCCGGUGUACCCCGCGUCGCAGAGCACCCACCGCAUUGUUCUCCUUCCAGAGAACUUCCUGCUCUCGGAGACGGGACACGCGAUCAGUCGGAGGGAUUUCUUGUCCGUGUUGGCCAAUGUGACCAGAGUGAUGGUGCGGGCCUCCUAUAGCACAGAGCCCAGCGCAAUGUACAGACUCCACUCGUUCACAAUGCAGGAAGCGAAUCCCUCCGCCAGAGGAGAGAGGAGAGCAUCAGCUGUAGAAGUGUGUUAUUGUCCUCCUGGAUAUGCUGGAACUUCCUGUGAGACAUGCAUUCCUGGUUUCCGAAGGGUUAACGGCAAUCUGUACAAUGGUGUGUGUGAAGCUUGUCGUUGCCAUGAACACGCCACACAGUGCCACGAGGUCACAGGACACUGCCUGGACUGCUCCCACCACACCACUGGCCCCCACUGUGACACCUGCCUACCCGGCUACUAUGGCAACGCCACCCGCGGGUCACCUGCGGACUGUCAGCCCUGCCCCUGCCCACUCAAUCUUCCUAGCAACAACUUCAGCCCCACCUGCCACCUGAGCGAAGAAGGGGAGUUGCUGUGCGACCAGUGCCAGCCUGGAUACACGGGGCCGCGAUGCGACAGAUGUUCCAACGGUUACCACGGCAGGCCCACUGUACCAGGAGACUCCUGCCAGCCCUGCGAUUGCCACGGCAACCUGGACUUAUCCAUACCGGGCAGCUGUGAUCCAAUCACAGGCCAGUGUCUGCGCUGUCGGCAGGGUUACGGUGGGGCGGUGUGCGACAGUUGCGCUGACGGUUACUACGGGGAUGCUGUCACGGCAAAAAACUGCCAACCCUGUCAGUGCCACACGAACGGCUCAGUGAUUGAGGUGUGCAACAAGGAGACCGGACAGUGCCAGUGCAAAGAAAAUGCGGUCGGACGACAGUGUGACGAGUGCAUGCCUAACUGCUGGUGGGACGCUGAGCGUCAGGAGUGCGCGGCCUGCGGCUGCAGCCCGCACGGCUCUAUUUCUCAGCGCUGCGAUGUCGAGGGGCGCUGCAUCUGCCGCCCCGGCUUUGUGGGCCGACGCUGCGACCUGCGUCGGCAAGGUCACGAGAGGCGAGAGACGCGCCGGCCGGUGGAGCACGUUCCCCUGCAAGCCGCGCAUCAGAGAUGGGCGGGGCCGUCCCGCACAGGGGGCUGUCCCAGGGGGGCGUACAAGCCUAAGAUAGGGCCUCAGACCCACGGCAUCCGCACAGGUGGGCAGUGUGUCCCAUGUCACUGUAAUUCGUUCGGCUCCAAGUCCUUCGACUGCGACGAGACCGGUCAGUGUCGCUGUCAGCCGGGCGUCAGCGGACCCAAAUGUGACCGCUGCUCGCGAGGAUUCUUCAACUUCCAAGAGGGCGGCUGCACACCCUGCCAGUGCAGUCAUGUGGGAAAUAACUGCGAUGCGAACACGGGACAGUGCAUCUGUCCUCCCAACACUAUUGGUGAGAGGUGUGACCGCUGCGCGCUGAACCACUGGGGCCACGAUAUCAUCACUGGAUGCAAGGAGUGUGGCUGUAGUGUGGUCGGCUCAGUGACCCAGCAGUGCAACAUGAACACCGGCUGCUGUUUGUGCCGGGACUCCUUCCGCGGAGAGAAAUGCCACGAAUGUGAAAUCGGAUACAGAGACUUUCCUCAGUGCACCCAGUGCGAGUGCAGCGUCUCCGGAUCGGACGGCCAGACCUGCGACCUGGAGAGGGGAGUCUGUGCCUGCGCCGAUCGCACGGGAAAAUGUAGCUGCAAGGCGAAUGCGGACGGAGACAACUGCGACCGCUGCAAGCCCAGCACGUUUGGGUUGUCGGCGCGAAAUCCACUGGGCUGCAGUCAGUGCUACUGUUACGGGCUCACGCAGUCCUGCACAGAGGCACAGGGGCUGAUCAGGAUGUGGCUCACGCUGAAGCCAGAGCAGACGGUGCUCCCCCUGGUGGAUAAAUCCAACACGGUCGAGACGAGGAGAGGAGUGAGCUUCCAGCACCCGGAGAUCCUCGCCCAUGCGGAGCUGGUCACGUCGACACUCUCCGAACCCUACUACUGGAAACUGCCCGAGCAGUUCCGAGGCUCCAUGAUCACGGCCUAUGGUGGUCAGUUGAAAUACGCAGUGUACUUCGAGGCCAGAGAUGAAACGGGACCUUCCUCCUAUGAGCCUCAGGUCAUCAUCAAGGGCGGUCCCAGCCGCAGCAUCAUGAUGACUCGCCACAUACCGGGACUCCAGAUUGGUCAGCUCACCCGACACGAGAUCGACAUGACGGAGCACGAGUGGAAGUAUGCAGAUGGCAGGUCCAUGACUCGGGAGGACUUCAUGGACAUUUUGUUCUAUGUGGACUACAUCCUAAUUAGGGCGUCCCACGGCAACCUGAUGAGACACAGCCGUAUUUCAGAGAUCAGUCUCACGGUGGCGGAGGAGGGCCGGCCGACCAAAGAGAGCGAGAGGGCCCAUCAGAUAGAAAAAUGUGACUGUCCAAUGGGAUACUCUGGAUUUUCUUGUGAGGAGUGUGCUGCGGGUUUCUACCGUCUCCGCACCGGCUCCCUGACAUCUGCUCCGGCUUCCAGAGUGCCCAGCGCUGCUGGCAUGGGCAGCUGUGUGCAGUGCCAAUGCAGUGGGCACUCUUCCACCUGUGACCCUGAGACGUCCAUAUGCCAGAACUGCCAAGACAACACAGAGGGCGAUCGGUGUGAGCGCUGCGCUCCGGGAUUCUACGGGCUGGUCCGAGGUUCUCCUGAUGACUGCAAACCCUGCGCCUGCCCCCUCACCAACCCGGAGAAUCAUUUCAGUCCUACCUGUGUGGCGGAGGGAUUCGAUGACUACCGGUGUACUGCCUGUCCUGAGGGAUAUGAGGGCAAAUACUGCGAGAGAUGUGCCACUGGUUACCACGGUAACCCGAGGACGCCAGGCGGCCGCUGCGAGGAGUGUAAGUGUUCCGUGUGGGGGGCGUUGCCCGGACCAUGUGACCCAGUCACGGGCCAGUGCCGUUGCAGGGUCGGGGCAUCUGGACGGUCGUGUGACCAGUGCAUGGACCGGCAUGUGUGUGGACCGGCCGGGAUCAUCUCCUGCGACGACGAGUGCUCAGGUCUGUUGAUCAGUGACAUGGACCGCCUGUAUCGCAUCAUCACUGAGGUCACUCUGACCACACCCCUCCCGCCACCAUAUAAGAUGCUGUACCGCUUCGAGAACAUGACAGAGGAACUCAAGCACAUGCUGUCGCCUCAGAAAGCUCCGGAGAGAUUACUGCAACUGGCCGACUCCAACCUCGGAUCACUGGUCGUCGAGAUGGACCAGCUACACAGCAGGGCCACUAAGGUGUCUGCUGAUGGAGAACAGGUCGAAGAUGAUGCUGACACGAUUCAUAAGCGAGCUGAAGACCUGGAACAGUACAUCAGGGACACACUGCUGGGAGCUAAAGAUCUGCAGUUGAAGGCUGCCGAGUUGAACCAGACUCUCUCACGCCGAGAUGGAACUCCAGACAAAAGCCUGAAGGAGAUGAAGGAGGAGAUCCAGGCCAUGCUCGCCGAGAUGAGAACACGACAGAUGGGAGGGAAAAAGAGCAUUGCUGACGAGGAGAUGGACCUCGCAGAGGAGUUGUAUCAGAAAGUCAAGAGGUUGUUUGGCGACCCCCAUCAGGCCACAGAAGACCUGAAAGCCGAGAUAAAAGGGAAGCUCUCGGACCACGAGGGGAAGCUCCAGGAGGCCGAGGAUCUGCUGCGCUCUGCCCAGGGAACGACGAGGCAGGCUGGAUCUCUGGCUGAACAGAACCGAGCCAACCUCACGGCCCUUGAGAGGAAGCGCUCUGCUGUCAGUGUAGUGAAACAGGAUGCCCAGGAGGUCCUGGGAGAGGGAGAACGUCUGCUGGACGAAGCAAACCAGCUUUCUGACAACAUCAACAGAGAGAUAGAGGACUUGGAGGAGAUGGAGAAAGAGCUGGGUCCUCUUCACGACCAGCUCGGCGAUAAAGUCGGCCGCCUCUCCGGCGGCUUGACCGUCAGCCUGUCUAACCAUGUGCACGAUGCAGAGGAACACGCCAAGCAGCUGAACGAAUCUGCCGCCAUUUUGGAUGGUAUUUUGGCUGAGGCUAAAAAUCUCUCCUUCAAUGCAACAGCUGCCUUCAAGGCCUACAGUAACAUAAAAUCAAAUGUGGACGAAGCAGAGAAGGAGGCAAAGGCGGCCAAACAGAGGGCAAGUGAGGCUCUUGCACUGGCUUUAGGUCCAGAGGUCCCAGUGAAGCAGGCAGCUCAAGAAUCCCUUCAGAAGAGUCAGAAACUGCUAAACCAAGCGAAACAACUGCAAAAUGAAGUCAAAGAGAAUGCAGAUAGUGUCGCUGGGCUGAAGGGCAGAGUUAAGGCAGCAAGGGACAAAACCAGGGACCUGCUCAGAGCUGUCAAUGGAACCAGGGCAACGCUCCACGCUAUCCCCAAAGACACGGCAGCUAAGCUCGCAGGCACGAAGGCUGUCGCGGCUGACGCUAAUGCCACAGCCGUAGACGUGCUGGAGCGCCUCGGAGACUUGAACCUGCGACUCCGGGGCCUGCAGAGGAACUACAGCGAGCUGGAGGACACCGUGAACGCUGCCAACCAGAUGAUCCAGGACCCGGAGAAAAACACCAUCAUCCAUGCUGCAGGAGCGAAAGUGAAGGAUCUAGAGGACGAAGCUGAUAGGCUGCUGGAGAAGCUGCAGCCAAUCAAAAGGCUGCAGGACAAUUUGAAGCGAAACAUCUCACAAAUCAAGGAGCUGAUCAACCAGGCGAGGAAACAAGCAAACUCAAUCAAAGUCUCAGUUUCCUCGGGUGGUGACUGUCUUCGUAGUUAUCGCCCUGACAUCAGGAAAGGAAGGUACAACACCAUCGUCCUUCAUGUCAAAACCACGACACCUGAUAACCUGCUCUUCUACCUGGGAUCAACCAAGUAUGUUGAUUUCUUGGCCUUGGAGAUGCGUAAGGGGAAGGUGACUUUCCUGUGGGACGUGGGUUCGGGUGUGGGGAGGGUCGAGUAUGCCCAUCACACCAUCCACGAUGGGAACUGGCACAGAAUCGAGGCGUCUCGCAAUGGGUUGAAUGGCACCAUAUCAGUAUAUCCUCUGGAAGGCUCCAUGGCUGGUAUGAUGCCGACCCCGGCCAGUGCCAACUCGCCUACGGCCUUCACUAUUUUGGACGUCGACCAAAACGCCUACCUGUUUGUAGGAGGAAUACUCGGCACUGUCAAGAAAGCGGAUGCAGUAAGAACAUCAACAUUCACAGGCUGCAUGGGGGAGACCUUCUUGGAUAGUAAACCCAUUGGACUUUGGAACUACAGAGAGAGACAGGGAGACUGUAAAGGAUGUGUGAUCAGCCCCCAGCGUUCAGAUGGUGAGGGAAUAGUCCAGCUGGACGGUGAAGGCUACGCCGCGGUGGGACGGCCCACGAGGUGGAACCCCAACGUUUCCUCCGUCACCUUUAAGUUCCGCACUUUCUCCUCCGAAGCUCUGCUGAUGUAUCUGGCUACUGAAGAUAUGAAGGACUUUAUGUCUGUGGAGCUGUCCGAGGGUAAGGUGAAGGUGAACUUUGACCUCGGGUCAGGGGUUGGCAGUGCCACGUCAGCCAGCCGCCACAACGACGGAAGCUGGAAGUCCCUCACCAUGUCGAGGAACAAGAAACAAGCCACGGUGACUGUGGUGGACAUCAACAGCGGUGCCGAGGAGAAGAUAGUGGCCACGUCUCAGGGUUCAGCUACCGGUCUGAACCUCAAGGAAAACCAGAAAAUCUAUUUUGGAGGGCUGCCGACGAUCGGAAACUACAGCAUGACGGCCAGGUCAGAGAUCACUUUGAAGCGGUAUGCUGGCUGUCUUCGGGAGAUUGAAGUCUCCAGGACUCCAUAUAAUCUGCUCAGCAGUUCAGAUUAUACUGGGGUCACUAAGGGAUGUAACGUAGAGAACCUGUACACGGUGAGUUUCUCCAAGCCAGGAUACAUGGAGCUGGGCGGACUGUCGCUGGCGCUCGGCACAGAGGUCAGCCUGUCGUUCAGCACCCUGGAAGACACCGGGACCAUACUGCUGGCAGUAGGCGGAGCUUCACCACUCGGCCAGCAGGCCCGGAACACAAACCUCUUUGGCUCCAAGAGGAGACGCAGACAGUCGGGAGAGCCCUACCUCUCUGUCAUGCUGAACAAAGGCUCUCUGGAGGUUUUGGUGUUCACCGGCAGCAACAGUCCGCGUCGUGUCAUCAGACGACCCGAACAAGGCCUUCUGAACGAUGGGAAGGAGCACUCACUGCGCAUCGAGAGGCUGGCUGGCAGAUCCUUUGCAGUCCAGGUUGAUGAGGAGGCGAAGAGGGAGGCGACGCUUCCCAACGACCAGCCAGUGAGCUUGCGGCACAUCUUCCUCGGUGGUAUUCCUGCAGAAGUAGAGCAGACGUCCAACAGAGCCAAUGUGCCAUUCCAAGGAUGUAUUUGGAACCUCAUGGUCAACGCUGUUCUCUCAGACUUCUCCCAGCCCCUGUCCUUUGUGAACGCUGAAAUCGGCCAGUGCCCCAACCUCGCCCCGCCGCCGCCUCCACCUCUGCUGCCAGAAGAGAAGGAGCCCGAGGAGGAGGAGGAGGAGAAGAAGAAGGAGGCGACGAAGCCACUCGCUCCUCCGCUGACCCCUGACCCUGUCACACCCCCUCCGGGCCCUCCUGCUGAGGCCACGCCCCCUGCCCCGCCCGCUGCCAUGCCUACUGCUGCUACAGCCCUGACCACUGCUAAGCAAGACCCGAGCUCCGACUUGGACUCGUGUGCCUCAGCUGUGGCGCCGACAGCGCUGGAGAAGGCCUACCAGUUCGGACUCACCAGGAACAGCCACGCGACCUUCGCCUUCGAUGACGCCAAAGUCAGAGAGAGGCUCAUAUUAGAGUUUGAGCUGAGGACGAAGGAGGAGUCCGGGCUCGUUCUCUACAUGGCGAGAAUCAACCAUGCGGACUUUGUUUCCAUACAGAUCAAGGAUGGACAGGUUUGUCUGGGUUAUGAUCUUGGCCAUGGAAACAUAUCCGGCUGCGUUCCCUCCUCCAUCAACGAUGGGAACUGGCACAAGAUCCGUGUGAGUCGUAACAAGCAGCGAGGUCUUCUUAUGGUUGAUGGACUAUACAGUAAACAGAUGACCAGCCCAAAGAAGGCUGACCUGUUGGACGUGGUGGGGACGCUGUACGUUGGUGGAUUACCACAAAACUACACCUCUAAGAGGAUCGGACCAAUUCUCUACAGUAUCAAUGGAUGCAUCCGUAACCUUAAGAUGGUGGGAGGUGCCGUGAGCCUCAAGUCCCCCGCUACAGGUCGCGCUGAAGCUGCCAUCGAGGACUUCAAGCUGGACAUGGCCGCUCCCGCCUCCAGUCACAUGGUGGGAAGAUGCUUCGUCGCGACCGAGGUGGGCACCUACUUUGAAGGCACUGGCUUCCUGAAAGCAGUCUCUUCCUACAGAGUGGGUCUGGAUGUGUCCAUGGCGUUAGAGUUCAGAACCAGCAGAACCAACGGGGUGCUUUUGGCCGUCAGUAACCAAGGCAACGACGGCCUCGGACUUGAGAUCGUCCAGGGCAAGCUGCUCUUCCACGUGGACAACGGGGCCGGGCGGAUCACGGCCGAGCACGUGCCCGAGGGCGAGGGCUUCUGCGACGGCCAGUGGCACGCCGUCACCGCCAGCAAGAUCCGCCACCGGGUGGAGCUGGUGGUGGACGGGAAGCAGAGCCGGGGAGAGAGUGCGACUCCUCGCUCCAACACCUGCGACACCAACGACCCCAUCUACGUCGGAGGAUAUCCCAGUGGAGUUCGCCAGGCGGCUCUGUCGGGCAGCGCUUCCUUCAGGGGCUGCAUGAGGAACCUGAAGAUCACCAAGGCUUCGAAAACCAUGGACGUGCACUUCAACAAGGCUCCGGAGAUCCGAGGGGUGCAGCCGCUCUCCUGUCCCGCCGCGGCCGCCUAACCGCUUUCUACUAACAGGAGCCUCACACGGCCUUGAGGUGUGGAGUUCACUGCUUUUUGCCAAACAUCUUUGCCAUUGAAGCUGCAAUGGGCAAAUUGUUUAACAAGAAAUAAUCCCUGUUAUCGGCGUUGUUAUAAAACGGCAGCAAGAAGCACCUUCAUACAAAAUAGCUUUUGUAUUUUACAAGAAGCAAAGAGAGACACAUUCAAAAAACCUCUUCUGACUGUAUGGGGCUGCCAAAAUCUGCAAAUCUGUCUGGCGUGGUUUGACUAGAUUGAGACCAGAAACAUGUUUUCCCUUUGAAAUUCACCCUUUAAACUUUCAAUACGAGACCCCCAGAAACAUUUUGUGCAGAGUGAGACUGGUCAAUAAAUAUGUAAAUGGCGACAAACUUGAGGUCUCGCAGUGUUUAAACAAUUUUUUUUAAUAGUUUGCAGUGAAGGAAGCUGUGACCCCGCUCUGUGGUUCGCAAGUACUCGCAAUUUUUAAUAAUUCUAUUCUGGGUUACGUGUGAUUAUGCAAAAAUUAAAUCAGCUUUGUGAUUUUCCUACUUUUGUCCUUCAUAAAAAUUUGUUCCCUUUUUCAGCUCGGCAACACAGAUAUGGACAUUAAGUAAUUUACCUUCUCAGCUGUUUUCUACAAAAAAAAAACAUAUGAGGUUGGAUUUACGGUGGACUAUUUUUUCAGCUGACUGAUGAUUAAUAAUCUUUAAAGUUCUAAAAAAUUAACCAAGAAAAUGUUUAGAGAUCCCGUGGCUCUGAAGCCAGAAGAGCUGUGGUCCACAUGUCCAGUAUUCAUUACAUUAUUCAGUUAUCUAAGUAAUUACAUAGAGAAAAUACAGUAGAACCUUUUUUAUAGGUGCAGGCUCUCUUCAACUAUCGAUUUACAAACCGGAGCUCAUAUUUUCACUUCAGGGCUGUUCAGAUUUAGGUUACAAGGUUUUUGUGCGGGACGCUCGUGGCUAACUGCAUGGUGUGGCUGAGAAUGCGAUACGCAGCUGUUUCUUGAAAUAUAUUCUUGAGAGCAUCAUCA